GAAGCUGACUUCCCUUGUAUUUUUCUUGGGCGUGUUAUUUUGAGGAGCCACAUGCAUUUGGAGGCUGAAGGAAAAGAAUGGAGAAAAAAACAGGGGCUCUCUGGGUCAAGCUACAACAGCAAUGUCGAUCAUAUGCAGUACCUUUUUUUUAAUCUCAUUUCUCAUCUAUAUGUAUUCAUGGUGAAUUUGGGCGCCUAGUUUACAGGCAAUUUUAUAAAUGGACAGUUCUUUUCGCACGUGUGGGGAAAAAUUUGUAAACCCACUUCCAUGAAACUGUACAAAUUGUACUGCUGUCAUGAGUAUAUAUAUAUAGUUCUAAGGUGCAUCAGAGCUACCAUGCUCAACUGCCCAGAGCCCACUUCACUUUUUGCCCCAGUUCUUUGUUGGAUUCCUUCCAUGGCUGCCUCCAUCCUGAUUAUACCUCUCUUCAUAUUUUUCAUAUAUAAGAUUUAUGGGUUCUUAAGUCCUAGGCAUAUGAAGCAGAUUAUGCAAAGCCAAGGAGUACAAGGACCCAAUCCAAAGUUUCUGCUUGGAAAUCUUCUUGAUAUCAAGAAGAUUGUUGAGAAGACUUUGACGCAGCACAAAUCUGCUGCAAUUCACCAGUUGGAACACCGUUUCUUCCCCUACUUUGUUGAAUGGAAGAAAACAUAUGGGAAGAGUUUUGUGUACUGGCUUGGAAUUGAGGCAGUGUUGUAUGUACAAGAGCCAGAGCUUAUACAGGAGAUAAGUUCAUCUGGCUCUUUCAACUGGGGGAGACCAGGCUUCCUGAAAACUGACAGAUUUCCUCUUUUUGGCAAUGGGCUUAUCAUGGCAGAAGAUCAAGAUUGGUUUCACCAACGUCGGAUUGUUGGUCAUGCUCUUACAGCUGAAAAUAUGAAGGGAUUGCUUGGCUUAGUGAUGGACGCCUCUCUGCCCAUUUUAGAUGACUGGGUAUUGAGAGUAAUGAAGGGUGGCCAAAGUGGUGUAGAAAUUGAAGUUGAUGGAGAACUGAAUAGGAUCACUGGCCAUGUUAUCUCCAAAUUAUUAUUUGGCAGUAGCUAUAGGAAAGGCUUUGAGAUACUUGAUCAGCUCAAAGCUCUUCAACAUGCCUUAUUCAAAGCAACCAGAUUUGUAGGUGUCCCCGGAAGCAGGUUUAUACCUUGGGGUGGAAACAAAGAUGUUUGGAGGUUGGGUAAGAAGGCUAAUUUGUUAAUCUUGCAAAUCAUCAAUGCACGCCUGGAAUGUAACACCAAAGGAUUGGGUGAUGAUUUGCUGGGGGUCAUGUUGCUAGAACUCAAUCAGCUCAAGGGGUUAACUCUGCAAGAUAUCGUGGAUGAAUGCAAAACUCUGUUGAUAGCAGGACAGGAGACAACCAAGCUGUCCUUAACCUGGACACUAAUGUUAUUAGCUCUGAACCCUCAUUGGCAAGACAGAGUUAGAGCUGAGGUCCUGGAGAUCACCAAAGGAGUUCAACCAGACAACAACAUGCUCUCCAAAAUGAAAGUUAUGACAAUGGUUAUUAAUGAAUCCAUGAGGCUGUAUCCUCCAGUGUCUUACACUGUCAGACAAGCCAAGCAAGACAUGAAGAUGGGAAAUCUAAAGAUUCCCAAAGGGAUGUCUAUGUUAAUAAACAUAUUGGGAAUGCAUCAAGAUCCUCAGCUUUGGGGAAGACAGGAUGUGUACGAGUUCGAUCCAAAACGAUUCUCUAAUGUAGAGAAUAUCAAGAAAAACAACGGAUAUAUUCCAUUUGGAUUUGGAGGGAGAAUUUGUCCAGGGGAGAAAGUGGCCCGCUUGGAGCAGAAGGCAAUACUAAGCCUGAUAGUAUCCAAAUUCUCAUUCACAGUGUCUCCAAAUUAUGUUCACUCUCCAAAAUCUUUAUUGAGCAUUAUGCCUUCCAAUGGAAUGCAGCUCAUUUUUUCCUUGCUGUAGAGCACCUGCAAGACAAUGUUAUACCCCUUAAUAUAAUUUGCAGUGCUAUUUCUAACCAGUCAUUGGAUAGCCUAAUUGAGGCUUAUAUUUAGAAAACUCUUCUUAAGGCCUUACAUUUGUAGCCACUGACAUAGGCUAAUUUUGGACCAUCAAUGUCAUUAUAACCUUUUAAGUCA
Cryptomeria japonica (Japanese cedar) is the source of this 2084-nucleotide messenger RNA. Its product is annotated as cytokinin hydroxylase. Bases 268 to 1908 code for a protein of 546 amino acids. Gene Ontology annotation, molecular function: monooxygenase activity; iron ion binding; heme binding. The transcript is spliced from 6 exons. The record is from RefSeq and is a predicted model, not a curated record. Lineage: Eukaryota; Viridiplantae; Streptophyta; Pinopsida; Cupressales; Cupressaceae.